AUGAACUCGACGCUGACAGCCCCCCCUCCCUACACGCCGCUCGAAGGUCUGCUGCUCUUUCGCGGGAUCGCCCGGUACGGCCUCGACCCCUCUGCCUUCGCGCGCAUCGCCGAAGCCCUCCAGAGCAACGCGCUCAUUAAGAGCAGCGCCACUUACGAUGCGCGACGCCUGAGCCCAGAGCCGCUGCAGGAGCUCUUCCUGCGGCUGCUGUCGCAGGAGCUUCGUCCUGACGCCGCCGACCAGUCCGACCUACUUGCCCCAAACGGCACUCUAUCGCCCGCGUCGAGAAGACGCAAGCUGCUAGAUGCCCGCAAGCAUGUCGCAAAGAUUGAGGCGGCACAUGACAAGCUGCAGGAUGCCUACGUGCGUCAGACUGUGGCCGAGAUCCGUCAGCUGGAGCAGCAGUAUGAACGGGUGGAGGGAGAGAUCCGGGAACUUGAGAGGUUGACCGCUCGCACCGAGGUAGAUGGCGAACCGCGGCCACAGACUGCGAACGGCGUGCUCCCGGGAGAUGCUGGUGCUGCAGGUGUUCCAGGUGCUACUGGUCCCGCGAAACCGUCGGAAUCUCCCCUGGUGAACGGUGUUAGUUCGGCCCAGUCACCCGUACCCUCACCAACGCCGACGUCCCAAGCUGCUUCCUCACCUCAAAUACCACUUCCAGUACCGCCAGCAUCAGCACCGCCAGCGCCUUUACCACAGCAGGGGCCACGAUCGUUACAACCAUUACUGCCACAUCCUUCCCCGCGUCCAGAGGUUCGCCAGGGUCCCCCUCUCCCUCUUUUACCUCCACAGCAACAGCAGCAGCAGCAAAUUCAGCCACAGCUGCAGCCGCCAUCGCAGCAGCAGCAGCAACAACAACAACAACAGCAGCAGCAGCAGCAGCAGCUACAGUCGCAACCGCAGCAACAACAACAACAACAACAACAACAACAGCAGCAGCAGCAGCAGCAGCAGCAACAGCAACAGCAAGUGGUGGUCGACAAGACUCUUCCCGUUGCUCCUCGCUCCCCUGCGAUCCCAUCUCCUCAAGCCGUCCCAUCCCCUCGGAUUGCCCAAAAGGAGGUCCCUUCCGCGGCACCGAAGCCCCCGGAAGUCUCACGACCACCAGAGGGAGCAUCACCAGUGCUGCAGCCCCCCCAGGGUGUUCCUCCCUUUCAAGGGUCUCCCCAUCCUCCUGCUCCUCCGGCGGUUCCAGAGGGUCUUCAGCGGCCGGGGCCUGUCUCGGCACCGCCUAAGCAAGCCCCUCAUCCGGCCACUGUCCCGCCGGCCCCUCCUCCUAUCCAGGGACAGUUAAGAUGGGAACCCCCUUAUCAGGGUCCGGGCUCGGCUCCUCCACGGCAGCAGCCGCCAACACCAGACCUUCAACAUCACAACGUCCUGCAACCCAUGUCAUCUGUGCCACCGCCGCCGCCGCCGCCUCCUCCUCCUCCUCCCCCUCCUACUCCUCGUGCGGCUCAGCAACAACAUCCUCACUCACCUCACGCAGGCCAGGUGCCAUUCCAGACCCAAUCUGGCAGGCCACUGCCUCAGCAAGUCCUUAUUCCUCCAUAUACUGCGGGCCAGAUUGCGCCCGUUGUUCAUUCCCCCGUCAGGGCUCCACAAGACUCUGCUAUUGUCCAAGGGCCGGCUAGGACACAGCAGCCUGUGCCUCCGAGCAUAUCAACAACCAGCGCCCCUCCUCCUCCACAAUCGCCCUUCCAUCCGCCUGCUCACCAUGGCCAGUUCAUCCCUAGCCCUCAUCCCGGUAAUGUCGACUUCUCCAGCGCCCCCGGCACCUGCUCCUCCCCGGCCUGGCCAACCUCUAGCAGCCCCGGCCCAACAACGGCCACAAGCUGUAAACUUACAGCCACCGCAUCCUCCUCCUCCUCCUCCUCCUCCUCCUCCUCCUCCUCCUCCUCCUCCUCCUCCACCUCCGCCUCCUCUCCCCCCCCAUAUACCCAACAGCCUGCUCCACCACCGCAGCCUGCGCCAUCGCCUGUGCCGACUCAUCCGGAAUAUGCCCGGCUGUACAGCUCACCUUAUCAGGUGCCCCCGCGGCCUGCGGCCGUCGAUCGGAUUCAUCCUCGUCCGGUCAUGACGGCGACACCUACCCCGGCCAGGUGCAGCCCUAUCCCUUCUGCCACUCAAACCCCCUCCAUGGCUUUUCUUCCAAAACUUGCCGUUGGCAGCGGUACCAAGUGGGUAUCCCACUCAACCCCUUCUACUCCCAAGCUUGGGCUUGAGUUCCGUCUCGGAGAGGACGUUCCAAGCCCAAGGUACGAGCCGACUAGCCCCGUCUUGCAACCCGCGGCUCCGCCGUCGGCCAAGGCGAAGGAGUCGAUAGCGAAAAAGACAGAUCAGCAGCACCCAGAGACCCCGAACGCGAAACGGAAGCUCGGUCGGACCCAUGGCACGCCUCGGGGCCAGGCCGCCGACGCCUCUCAGGCAGCUCUUGUCGCACAACCGACAAAGGCGGCAAGCCCCUUGCCCAAGGACAAAGAGAAGCCCGCCGAUUCACAAGCGCCAAAAAUCAAGGACGAAGCGGGAACGCCCCAACCCACAGAUCAAGGUGACACUACAGCUGAUGAGAGCGUUGCUGGUCGUACACACACCACACGCUCUGUCAAGCGCAAACGCGACGAGCUCACCCCCUCGCCCGCCCCGUCCGCAAGCACGCGACAACCCUCAGCCGCUCCCUCUUCAUCCGAGCCCCCCUCAGCGCCGGCCAUCGUCCUCUGGACGCGCCACUUCAACAAAGUCUGCUUCUCCGCCAUGGAGCAAAUCAUCCAUCACCGCUCAGCCAACAUGUUCGCAGCCCCCAUUCGCGAAAAGGACGCCCCCGGCUAUCACAAAAUUGUCAAGCAUCCCCAAGACCUCAAGUCCAUCCGCACGGCCAUCAACCACGGCAACCGUGCCGCGACCCAGAUCGCACAACAACUUGCUGCCGAGGGGGGCGGCCCCAUCGAAGGAGGCAACGGAAACGCGUCGUCGGUCUGGAUGCCCCGCGUCGAGGAUCUGGUCCCGCCCAAAUCGAUCAUCAACUCAUCCCAGCUGGAUCGUGAGCUGGCGCAUAUGUUCGCCAAUGCGAUCAUGUACAACCCCGAUCCGCAUCACGGCCCUGGACCAGCGUUCCUGCGCUCUGCGAACUCUUCGUCUCCCGCGUCGGGCGGUGCGGGAGGUUCCGGGUCAGGUGCUAGUGCGAUCACGGGGUUGCAUGAUAGCGUGCUGGGGUAUAAGGUGGAUGAGUUUGGGGUCGUGAACGAUACGAGGGCGAUGUUUGUUGAGGUAGAGAAGUUGUUGGCUGAGUUGAGGUCGGCAGAGGUCAGGGCUGGUGUGCCCCCUCCUUCGGCGGCGGCUGCGGUUGCUGCGAUGGGGUUGGUUAGGCGGGCGAGCGUUGCUGCCAGUGCUAGUGUCUCUACUGCUGUCCCCACUGCUGGGAAUGGGUCGGGGAGCGGGCAAGAUAAAACUACUACUGGCCCCACUACAGCUGGUGCUAAGGAUGAAGAUAGGGUUGGUCCGAUAGGCACGGCGACGGGGGAUGAGGCCACUGCUGGCGAAGGGGAUGAAGCUGAGAGCACUGGGAAUCCCGUCAAGAGGAGAAGGGUUGCUCGUUCCUAG
Messenger RNA from Thermochaetoides thermophila DSM 1495, 3597 nucleotides. RefSeq lists its product as uncharacterized. The transcript has 2 exons. Gene Ontology annotation, cellular component: NuA4 histone acetyltransferase complex. Gene Ontology annotation, molecular function: protein binding. Lineage: Eukaryota; Fungi; Ascomycota; Sordariomycetes; Sordariales; Chaetomiaceae. The record is from RefSeq and is a predicted model, not a curated record. The coding region runs from base 1 to 3597 and encodes 1198 amino acids.